GGGCACACUUCUCUCUCCCCCCUUUUUUUCCUGUUAUUAUCACCUUUUUCUUCUUUUUUUCUUUUCUUUUUCUUUCAUUUGUUUGUACUAUAAAAAAAUGAGUAAAAGUCUACCUGGCAACCAUCGAUUUCCUAUAGAGAUACUUCAGCAGAUACUUGAUAAAUUGGAAAGCAACGUAGAGUUAAAGACCUGUUUGCUUGUAUGUAAAACAUGGCAUUCGGUAGCUCAAGGAUUUUUCAGCGCUGAUAUCCGACUUAGCAUUGAUGACAUGUCAUUAAAACGACUUUCAAAGGAUCUUCCUGCGUUUGGGUAUAAAGUGAAAAAGCUCACCUUAAAUUACUUGUCCUCCGGAACCGAAUCGGCUGUCACUCUAAGGUCUGUCCUGAAAAUGUGUCCCAACCUUCUUCAGUUGCAGUUUGAUUUCACAGAAGUGUACGAAUAUUUAAAAGCACUCAACUGUCACGGUGCUGUCUUACCAAGUAUUCAACACAUUCGGGUUCUGGACUUGAAGGGUUGCUCACCAGCUGUGCGACGGUUUCAUUUAUGGGUGAAUUAUAGGUUCCGUGCCUCCAUCACAUCACUGGAGAUUGAUGACUUGGAAGAUAACGGUGCUUUGAAAAAUUAUGGCGGAUUAAUUCAUCUCGUCUCGAUGUUUCCCAACCUAACCUAUUUGAGAGCAAAGUGUCACUCGAUUGUCGACAGAGAUCUUUGUGUGAAUUUAACCGAACUACUAUCUGCAGGCCCGAAAUUACAAGAGCUCAAGUUGUACGGUAUUGGAGAAAUCAGCUAUCAAAAGGAUUUGGUCAUGGAGGAAUAUCCCAAAAUAACUAAACUCAAGCUUAAGGUUGCACAGAUGGAUAUCCAAUUCUUGCAGUACAUUGUCACGAGCUUUAAAAAUGUGGACAAUCUACGUUUGAUCACCUUUAAUAUUCUACCAGACAAUUCUUUAACUAAUCAAGCGUCUGAUAAAGUACUGCGAGAUUUGGAAUCUUAUACGGUGGGCAUGAGUAGAGUCAAUAUCAAUUAUAAAUACAAGGCCACCAGCCAUGUUUCCAAUCGUGGUAAGGUUAACCCCAACAAGAUUGUUAUGAUGGGUCUACCUGAUGGAUUUAUAUUACGCGAACAAGGGUGGAUGGUGGGUGACUGGUUAGACGACGACGAUGACGAUGAUGAAGAAGACAAUGACUAUUUUUACGCGGAGGAAGAGGAGGAAGAGGAAGAGGAUUUCGGCUCUGCUGAUUAUAUUACAGAUAUGAGACUGGCUCAUAUGCUUUAUCAACAUCUUUUAGAUCGUAUUGAAGCAGAAGAAGAAGAUGAAGAAGAGAUACCCAUGCAUCCAUCUGAAGAGGAAGAACUUAUGAGAGCUUAUUACUCUUUUUAAUCUCUCUUUUAUUUUUUGCAUAAAUUGCUGUCCCCGUCUUUUUAUAAUAUAUUCCCCCACCACCUAUCUGCGCUCCAAAAACUUUUUUUUAUUAUUAUUAUUUCCUUCACUCCCACAAAAAUAAAUUUGAAUGAAUAAAGAAAACCAAUCUUUAAGAGCUCG
Messenger RNA from Mucor mucedo, 1543 nucleotides. RefSeq lists its product as uncharacterized. The transcript has a single exon. NCBI's taxonomy places the organism in Eukaryota, Fungi, Mucoromycota, Mucoromycetes, Mucorales, Mucoraceae. The record is from RefSeq and is a predicted model, not a curated record. Gene Ontology annotation, molecular function: protein binding. The coding region runs from base 98 to 1381 and encodes 427 amino acids.